This is a messenger RNA of Haemonchus placei, 672 nucleotides long. The record is from the annotation of a GenBank genome assembly. Lineage: Eukaryota; Metazoa; Nematoda; Chromadorea; Rhabditida; Trichostrongylidae.
UUCGUCCUGAUCUGUGCGCUAUACGAGCGCUAUCUCAUUACUAUACGAUCUCCUUAUCUGAAACGUUUUCAACGACAUCGAAGCACCGCCUGUGUGAUAUCGUUUCUGGUAGCGUUAGUCACUAAAGGCGGAAUUUUUCUGGAACUUGACAUCUUCCCAGACGACGAUGAAUCAUGUCAGCAAACGGUAAACGAGUUCUAUGUGGAUAUGACGGCCAUCAAUUCAAAACCACUCUAUGGAACUGUGUAUCGAUUUUGGAUACGGAAUAUCGUGACUGUAUUCGUGCCGUUCUUCCUUCUAACACUUAUCAACUUCAAAACUCUGGUCAAAUUGAAAGCACAACUGAAACAAGCGAAAAUCGAUCAAGAACGUCGAUUUUCCAUGCGUUGUGAAAGCAAGAGCAAGGUUCGAUCAGCCACCUGGACCCUGCUGCUCGUCUGCCUACUGUACCUCCUUGCCAAUCUACCAAAUGUGAUAGUGACAGCUUGGGAAUUCAUUGAUAUGAAAUCAUUGCAAACCGAAUUUUAUGCAUUCUACAUGUUUUCAACAGACCUCGUUUCCCUACUGGUCGUCACAGCAUGCGCCAUGCGUAUGCCAAUCUACAUGGUACGAUUUCUUUUACUUGUAUUCGAAUUACAAAUAAUCAACAUAAUCGAAAGAAAUACGUUCUGA